CUUCCUCCUUCCUUCCACCUCACCCCAACCCCAACCCCAACCCUGGCCCCGUCCCGCGCGUACGGAGGAGGGGCCCAUGCAUGCAUGCGGGUGAGGUGACAAGGACGCGGCCACGGGGAUCACCGGCGCACCGACCGGGAUGUUGAAGGUGAGGUGGUUGCCGUUCAAGAAGACCCAUCUCGCCCGCAGCAACGCCUCCGACGCGUCCUCCCCCACCUCCGCCGCCGCCGCCACCGCCACCGCCGUCACCACCCACCGCCUCUACCAAGUCUGGAGGGGCAGGAACAGAUUCCUGUGCGGCGGGCGGCUCAUCUUCGGCCCGGACGCCAGCUCCAUCGUGCUCACCGUGUCGCUCAUCAUGACGCCGCUCGCGCUCUUUGUCGCCUUCGUCUCCUUCCACCUCGCCGCCCUCAUCGGGAAGCCGCUCGGCCAGGCCGUCCCGGCCGUCGCCAUCGCCGUCGGCGUAUUCGACGUGAUCGUGCUGGUGAUGACGUCGGGGCGGGACCCGGGGAUCAUCCCGCGGAACGUGCGGCCGCCGGAGCCCGAGGACAUCGGCGUGUCGUCGCCGGCGUUCGGCGGCGGCGGGUCGCUCCCGCCGACGCGCGACGUGUACGUGAACGGCGUGGUGGUGAAGGUGAAAUACUGCCACACCUGCCUCCUCUACCGCCCCCCUCGCUGCUCCCACUGCUCCGUCUGCAACAACUGCGUCGAUCGCUUCGACCACCACUGCCCCUGGGUCGGCCAGUGCAUCGGCAAGAGGAACUACAGGUUCUUCUUCAUGUUCAUCUCGUCGACGACGUUCCUGUGCCUGUACGUGUUCGUCUUCUGCUGGGUGAACCUGGCGAUGACCGCGAGGCAGUUCGGCUGCAGCAUGGGGCGCGCGGUGGUGGAGUCGCCGGUGUCGGGGAUCCUCAUCGUGUACACGUUCGUGACGGCGUGGUUCGUCGGCGGCCUCACCGCGUUCCACUCCUACCUCGUCUGCACCAACCAGACCACGUACGAGAACUUCCGCUACAGGUACGAGCGGAAGGCGAACCCGCACAACCGCGGCGUCGCCAAGAACGUCGCCGAGAUCUUCCUCUCGCCGAUCCCGCCGAGCCGGAACGACUUCCGGUCAAGGGUCGCCGUCGAGCACUACUACGCCGCCGGCGCCGGGGCGGCGUCGGGGCAGUACUUCUACUCCUACUCGAUCGGGCCGCUCUCGUCGGAGUCCAAGGCGGCCAGCUUCAACACGCGGGGGAGCCUCAGCUUCGACAUGGCCACGGCGAGCUUCGACCUCGGCGGCGUCGGCGUCGGCGGCGGCGUCGGAGGAUACUCCGCCAAGCGCACCAGCGUCGACGUCUGCUCCAACUCCUCCGACUUCGGCGACAUCUACGGCGGCGAGCAGCAGCCGCCGCGGCACUCCAUCUUCGGCGGCGACGGCGGAGGAGGGAGGACGAGCGUCAGGAAGGCCGACGACGUCCCGACGGAGUUCGGGCACUACGGCGCCGCCGCUGCCGCCGCCGCCGGCGGCGGCGGCGGCCGGCCUCGCGGGAGGGAGUUCGAGGCCGUGUGACGUCGCCGCCGCCGUCGUCUCCAAGUGCGUUGGCGCCAUUUUCUUGGGAGCUCGACGAUGCAACGCAGCUAAUUAAUCGAUCAAUUAAUGUAGCGAAUUUUUCUCUGUUUUUUUUUGGUGAUCUUGUGCUUCCGCUGCUCGUGUGUUGUGUAGUAGCUUUGGUUGAUCAGCUUCCUCAUGCUUGCUAAUGGAGUAGUGGUUUCCAUAGCAUUCUAGUACUACUUGCUUAACUUGAUUUAGUGAAGGUGAUGUAUACACACACAAAUGCACACACACAUGGGUUUAAUUUUGUGUAAUUAGGACUGUGCAUAUAUAUAAACGGUGUUCAUGAGUUAUCCAAA
Molecule: messenger RNA, 1896 nt
Organism: Oryza sativa Japonica Group (Japanese rice)
Lineage: Eukaryota; Viridiplantae; Streptophyta; Magnoliopsida; Poales; Poaceae
Product: probable protein S-acyltransferase 6
Biological process (GO): peptidyl-L-cysteine S-palmitoylation; protein targeting to membrane
Cellular component (GO): Golgi apparatus; endoplasmic reticulum
Molecular function (GO): protein-cysteine S-palmitoyltransferase activity
Source: RefSeq, a predicted model, not a curated record